CUUCCAGAUAGGGGUAGUGUGGGAAAGUGUCACCCGACCCGACCAGCAGACUGUAGACCAGACCAGGAAAAAGAAAGAAUAUUGACUAAAAGAAAGAUAGAAACUAACUGUAAUCAAUUACAAAUGAGAUACGGUGAAAAUCAACUUUGCGAUAUCUGAAAGCCACCUUGGAUAAACGCAACGUUUGUUCUGACACAAAGGUUUAUGCCAAGACGCUCCUCUCAAUGCAUUGGGUUCGGUGACAGCUUUGGACAGGAAUAGAGAUAGUGACGGGAGAACAAUGGAGAAUGGGAAGAACCGCCUGCAGCAGGCCCAGGAUGAGGUGGAGGAGGUGAAGGUGAUCAUGCUAGAUAACCUCAACAAGGCUGCCGAGAGGUCAGGCAAGCUGGGAGAUCUUGAUAACAGGGCAGACGAACUUCUGGAGAAGAGUAAAGCUUUCUCAAAGUCUGCUCGGAAAGUGAAACAGCAGAAGUGGUGGAAACACAUGAAGAUGAAAGUGUUGCUGACUGGCGUAGGGGUGGUCAUGGCAGCCAUCAUCAUUGGGAUUAUUGUAUGGUCAGCAUCUGGACCUGACGACGGAGAGCAACCUGCUGCAGGGCAACCCACCUCAGGACCUUAGGAUCCAAGACUGUCUGUCAGAGCAAAGGACAUGGAAGAAAUGAAGAUGGAGGAUGGAGAUGGACACAGGGGCAGGUGAGACCUCAGAGGAAAUAAGGAGUCAGUCAAGACAGAAAUAGUGGAGGUAGAUAAAGAGUGAGGUUUUCUAGCCUGGUCCCAGAUCUGUUUGUGCUUUUGUCAAAUACAUUGCUGUCAUUGUCAAGCCAAACAUUUGGCAUGAUAAUGAGUGACAAGAAGUUGGCAUGAUGAUGGCACAAACAGACUGGCACUCAAGCUGUAGGUUUUCCACCUGAGCUCAAACUAGGUUUUGUGGGUUGACUUUUCUGAACUAUGCAAUCUGUGAUAUUGUUUGUUUUUAGAGGCAUUUCAGGCUCUGUGAUCUGUGUGUAGAUCGUUGAAUGAAAUGGUACCAUCACCAGCUCAGCUGCUUCCCCAUUCGGUAUCAUCUUCAACUGGCCCUAGUUGGUCAGGCUCACUGGUUUCACAUUCAUACUCAGAAAUGCUUCAGCCUCACCAUGAGAUUUGGUAUAGGUGAAUGUUUUGUCAAUUCAAAUUAAUCAUAUUGUGCCUUUGGAGUGUAAAAAAUCCCCAUUGGAUGAAUUGUGUGACCGUUUCAAAGUAUUCAAUUUAAGCUGUAAGGGGACAGACAUCACAUAAUUAUAUUUCUCAUGAAAUGUUAUGAGUAAUUUCUUGUCAUAAUUUCUUCUCAUAAUUUCAUUAUUCGUUUUUACGGUCAAAAGAAAUAUAUGAAAAUGAACUUAAUUUUGAUAUGUACAUAAAACGCGGUUAUGUUUGAGGCCAAUUUGGGCAAUGCAGUGUGAAUAUUUAUAUUUAAUUUUUCAUUCAUUGUCUUACAGGUAAUCAAUGUGUACAGUAUAAAAAAAACAGUGCUGAGAAAUCACAUAUCUUCAGUUGUCCAAUAUCUGUUUUUUGUAUUUUAUAUUUGUUACAGACUUCCCUUGCCCCUUUGUUGUUUACUCUUGACUUACUGGUAUUUGAAAUAUAUAUGUAAAACUGUAGUGCAUUGUAAAAUAAAAGGAAUUGACCAGA
This is a messenger RNA of Salvelinus namaycush (lake trout), 1668 nucleotides long. Its product is annotated as vesicle-associated membrane protein 5-like. The coding region runs from base 281 to 619 and encodes 112 amino acids. Lineage: Eukaryota; Metazoa; Chordata; Actinopteri; Salmoniformes; Salmonidae. Gene Ontology annotation, molecular function: syntaxin-1 binding; SNAP receptor activity. Gene Ontology annotation, cellular component: plasma membrane; SNARE complex. The record is from RefSeq and is a predicted model, not a curated record. The transcript has 3 exons. Gene Ontology annotation, biological process: SNARE complex assembly; vesicle fusion; vesicle-mediated transport.